UGGAAAUUGUCACCCACCCAUGUCAUCAUAGUAUAGGUCCCCUAAAACGCACGCUUUCCCACUAGAAAGGAGAAAGGAGGGCUUCUUCUUUCUUCUUCUUCUUCUUCUUCUUCUGACAUGGGUGUCUCUUUUAGCAGAGAUGGAAGAAGUAGCAGCAGAUAUGGAAGAAGAGGAAGAAUGGUGAGUCUGGUAAGGACCUUUAACCUCAACCACGUCCAUGGUAAUCAUGAUCAAGAUCAAGAUCAAGAUCAAAGCCCUUCCACUUCCAUUAUCGACCCUUCACCUAGUCCAGUCACCUCUUCUUCAUCUCCUUCCGCCACUCCUCUUCCUCCUCAUCCCAACUCUUCAUUCCAUCAUCAAACGACAACGAAUUUCACUAAUACGACAACCUCUGCAGCUGCCCCGGUUGAUUUUUCGUUCCCUUCCUUAAAUUCGCAAUCUUCUUCUUCUCCUCCUCGUACUCCGAUUCUGCCUCCACCACCACUAUCAACUUAUGUUUUUGGUGCUCCUUAUCCCAACCACCACAUCCCUAAUCCAUUUCCGUCAAAUAACGCUCAACCCAGGAUCAAUCCCCCUGUGCUGCCGCCUCCUUUUGCGAGUGCUAAAAGAAUACAAAACAAUGUGAAUGUGCACAAGGGUACCAUCAAGCUUUAUACCGAUGUCCAUCAUUCUCACUCAUUUUUGCUCUCUUUCACUUUUGAUGCUCUCGUUGAUGGCAGUAUCACCAUAUUUUACUUUGCCAAGGAAGGAUCGGAUUGCACAUUCGCUCCACUAUACCCUCAAUAUUAUAUGCCAUUGAGAAUUCCCUUCCAGAAAGGUCUAGGUCAGAAAUUUUUUCAGCCUUCCGGAACUGGUAUUGAGAUAGGUUUUAUUGACUAUGUUUUGUUUGGAAUGGGUGAGCUUGCAAAUUCAUCUUUGGCCAAAGACAUUCUCCCGCUUGUUAUUUACGUGGAAACAGACUUCCCAUCUCUCUUGACAAAUUUAGAGUCCAUUCAGCCACUUUCUGCUGCACCUCCCCAUUCACAGAUUACUCAAGCAUUAAUUGAGCAUAAUGGAGAGGGCCAGUUGCUGGUCAAAGUAAUCAAUCAGAUCCUGUGGAUUGAUGGAGUUCGUUAUGAGCUACACGAACUUUAUGGAUUUGGAAAUUCAGAUGAAUCGGGUGAGCUAGGGAAAGAAUGUAUAAUAUGCAUGACUGAGCCGAAGAAUGUAGCUGUAUUGCCCUGUCGGCAUAUGUGCAUGUGCAGUGAAUGUGCGCAAGCAUUGACAGUUCGAUCGAAUAAAUGCCCCAUCUGUCGUCAACUCAUAAGAGAGCUUAUACAGAUCAAGAUUACUAAAGCAUGAUGCGAGCACAGGAGGAGAUUUCCUAACUAUGCAAAGAUUCAUCGAUAGACGUCAUCACACAAUUUUGAAGCAGGCAUGCAAGUUUUAAAGCACCAUAGCAUUAGCUGUUUGAUAUUCAAUUAUAUACAGGGAGAAAAAAAAUGUACAUUCCUUUAGUGAAAAUCAGAUAUAGAUACAAUACAAUUUAUGAAUAUAGAAAUCUUGUUCUUUAAUCUUUUAAUCAUUGUAUAUAGUCUUGCAAGAAUGGUUGAAAUCCCCUAUGGAGGAAUUGAUGGAUUGUUUGAGAAGACACAUUGAACACUUUCACUUUUUCUUUUUAGCCGUUGAAAA
Messenger RNA from Cannabis sativa, 1671 nucleotides. Its product is annotated as probable E3 ubiquitin-protein ligase LUL4. NCBI's taxonomy places the organism in Eukaryota, Viridiplantae, Streptophyta, Magnoliopsida, Rosales, Cannabaceae. The coding region runs from base 118 to 1341 and encodes 407 amino acids. The transcript is spliced from 4 exons. Gene Ontology annotation, biological process: protein ubiquitination. The record is from RefSeq and is a predicted model, not a curated record. Gene Ontology annotation, molecular function: ubiquitin protein ligase activity.